Molecule: messenger RNA, 234 nt
Organism: Nestor notabilis (Kea)
Lineage: Eukaryota; Metazoa; Chordata; Aves; Psittaciformes; Psittacidae
Product: ovomucoid-like
Exons: 4
Coding region: 1-234 (77 amino acids)
Molecular function (GO): protein binding; serine-type endopeptidase inhibitor activity
Source: RefSeq, a predicted model, not a curated record
AUGAAGACAGCAGGCGUGUUGCUGCUGUUUGCUCUAGCCCUUUGCUGCAUCCCAGAUAUUGGUGCACUGCAGGGCUACUGUAGGAACUACGUGGUACCUAGCGAUGUCUGCACUAUGGAAUAUGUCCCGCACUGUGGGUCUGAUGGUGUAACAUAUGGCAAUAAAUGCUUAUUCUGCAAUGCAUUCCUGAGAAGCCGUCGGACUCUUCGCUUGAGAUCUCUUCGAAAGUGUUAA